Molecule: messenger RNA, 3000 nt
Organism: Colletotrichum aenigma
Lineage: Eukaryota; Fungi; Ascomycota; Sordariomycetes; Glomerellales; Glomerellaceae
Exons: 3
Coding region: 1-3000 (999 amino acids)
Source: RefSeq, a predicted model, not a curated record
AUGGAGAUGAACAACAAGAUAUCACCAUCAGAAGAGGCCCCGGAGAGGCAGCCUCCUCCUCCUCCACCGCCCCGGAACACUCUGACCACCAUCAUGAUAGGCUUCCUGAUGGUCUUCUCCAUCUUCAGCGUCGGCAGGGAGAUCAGGGACCAACUGUACCCGCGUCCCAACAUCAACAGCCGGACAGUGACAAAGCGGGAGUUGACCUCGUGGGACCAGGCCCUCGACUCCAUCGUCUCCGCAGAGACGAUCGACGCGCUGGGCAGCGACCCCAAGCUGCGACGGACACUGAUGUCCAUGGUAGACUUCACCGUCGACCUGUCGGAUACCCUCGCGGCCCGGUAUGAGUCGCCCCAGCUCGACGAGACGAAGCAGCUCCUGCAGGACUACAAGGAGAAGGUCAAGAGAAGCCUCGAGGGCUUGGGCGAGGCGGUCGACGAGACAGCAACAGAGGACUCGAGAUCGGUCAAGAGACAAUUUGGCGGCCUUGGUGACCUCUUCAGCUCGGCGGCCAACGCGUUAACCGGCGGGGCGACAGCACAAGCGAAUGGUGCUGCUGGUGCCGCUGACGGAGGUGGUGCAGCUCCUGCUGCCCCUGGACUGCCUGGACUCCCAGGUCUCCCGGGAGCUCCUGCUCCUGGAGGAGGUGCAGGAGGUGGAGGAGGUGGGCUUCCUGGUCUGCCCGGGCUCCCAGGACUCCCGGGAGCAGGUGGUGGUGGUGGUGGUGCCGGAGGCGGCGACGUCGGCGGCAUCCUCGCUCCUCUCCUCCAGCCCCUGAAAGACGGCCUCUCCAACAUUGGCAACUCCCUCGUCAAGAACCUCGACGGCCCCGCCAUGUUCCUCGGCAUCGGCGUCGGCGCCGGCGCAGCCCAGGGCCUCAACCUCUCCUCGCAGGAGAAGACGAUGGCCAUAGCCGCCAAGGUCGCCGCGGACAACAAAAUGGAGGCCACCGGCCUCAACCCGGCCAUUCAGAACCUCGGCGUCGGGCUCACCUCUACGCUCAUCGGCUCCGUCGACAUCUCCAGCCUCGGCGGCAACGUGACGAACCAGCUACAGCCCAUCGCCAUGUCCCUCGCGCAGGGCCUCGGCAACGGCACCGUCGCGGGCCUCAAGCUCAACGCCAACGCGGCCGUCAGCCUCGAGCCCGUCAACGACUCCAGCAUCCCCAACGUCAUCGGCACCUUCGGCUUCGGGCUGACAAAGUCCGUCACCUCCAACCUCGACCUCAACUCGCUCUUCAACCAGGCCAGCAACCCCAACACCACGCGGACCAUCAUGCGCAUCCUCCCCGCGGCGGCGUCCGGCUUCGGUAAAGGCCUCGGCCAGGGCGCGACCGUCGGGUUGGGGCUGCAGCCCGACGCGGCGAUCCCGAUGCAGCAGAUGCCCGACGGGCAGAUCGACUUUGGCGGCAUCUCGCAGACCUUCGCCAAGGGGCUGACGAGCAGCUUCCUGCAGAACGGCACGGCGACGGAGCUGGUGAACAAGCUCGGCUCGUCGAUGAACAUGCAGAAGAACGGCGGCGGCAUCCCCUCCACGAUUGACUUCAACGGGCAAAAGAUUGAAGUGUCCAAGGUCGCGCAGGGCUUCGCGCGCGGCUUCCUCCAGGGGGCAGGCGACGCGAUCCAGGGGAUGGGCGGCGUGGACUCCCUCAUCAAGGGCAACGCGACGAUGCCGGCUAACGGACUGCCUGACUCCAAGGUCCAGUUCGACGACUCUCUGGGUGGAGCGGCCAGCGGGUUUGGUGUUGGUAUCGGUGGACAGGGUAUUCUUGUCGUCUCUGCCCUCAUCGCGAACCCGCAAGGCACGCCGAUGCCUCAAGCGUCGACACCGGCGCAAGGAGGAGCGCCGGCACCCGCAGCGCCAGCAGCGACGCCGAGUAACCCUCCCCAGCGCCGUGGACUCGGUCUCGUCCCGCGCCAGGACAGCCAGAACGUGCCCCCCGUGGUGUCCGUCAACACGACGAACGGCUUCAACCUCUCCGUGGUGAUCAACGCGCAAACAAUCUCCAUGGCGGCGCAGGCAGGCGUGAAUGCCUUGACGUGUCAAGGUAUCGGCGGUCUGGGGCUCGUCUUCCUGGGUCUGUUGAAGAGCAAGACUGUGGCAUUGGACCAGUUCAACAAUAACGGAAACGUGACAAAGGUUCUGAAGCAGGCCAUCCCGACGGGCAUCAUCAAAAUUGCGAACGAUGGCAACUUCUACGCCAUCGACGGCGGCAUCGUCCGGGACUCUUUGGGCAACAACAUCAUUGGCGCUGCGAGUGGCGUGGAGAUUAACGGGAUGAAACUCCCAGGAUGGAUUGCUUUCCUCGUUCUUCACAUCCUCUUCGCCAUCGUUGCCUACAUCAACGUCCUUCCCCUCGCCAUCGGACUCGAACACGCGCGCAAUCUUCUCAUCCGCAUCAACGUUCCACAUAUCCUCCCCAAUGUGCAUAGGUGGAACAACAUCAUGUGGCUGUUCAUCAUUGCGCCAUCGACGAUUGUCGUCCUCAUCUUCGGUGUCCUGAUCUUUGGCCAGUCGGGCCACUUCCGCACUGCCCACGGAAUCAUCAGCCUCCUCACAACCCUCGUCGGAAUCGGCGCAUUCCUCCUCCACCUCGCCAUCAAAGCCCGCGCGCCUCCUCCCCUCCCCAACGCUCGCACCCCACCAAUCCCCCUGACCGCCCUCCCAAACAUCAGAGUCUACGUCAACCAGCUCUUCCUCAUCCUCUCCUUCGCCUCCGUCAUCAGCGGCUUCGCAGACCUGUCCUCCGUGGCGCUCUGCUUCACGCAAGUCGUCCCCUUCGACCUGGCCCUCAUGCUCGGCUUCGGCCUGUCGACCGUCUUCGUCCUCGGGUCCUCCAUCUCCGGGCUCGACAUCGCGCUGACAUUCCGCGACUUCCUCAAGCGCCGCAAGGGCGAGAAAGAUAUCGGCGCCAUUGAGGGCGGCAAGGGCGUGAUGAACGGCAAGAUCUCACAGCCAGUGGUCCGCGAAGAGAAGCUCAAGGGGAAGAGUUUUGCAUGA